Messenger RNA from Amoebophrya sp. A25, 2359 nucleotides. Lineage: Eukaryota; Dinophyceae; Syndiniales; Amoebophryaceae. The record is from the annotation of a GenBank genome assembly.
CAAAGAGCUGCAGGGAGAAGCUGCCAGAGGAGAGUCGCGCAGUGUCUUUGUAGCCGCUGCUGACGCUGGACAGAUCGAGGUGUUGCAGUUUUUCUUGGCACGCGAGGAUCUUGAUGUAAAUGCUGUGGAUGAUUGGUUUUACGGACAGACCGCACUGCACCGUGCUUGCGUAAAUGGACAUAUGAACGUCGUGCAGCUGCUGUUAGAUCAAAAGGGACUGGAUGUAAAUGCGCUAUAUGUUGAGCAGCAGGGUGAAGAGCAGCAUGUUGAUGAGUCAUCCAAAAUUGGUGUCGAAGAAGGAGCUCGCCAAGGUGCGCAAUCGGAUAAAGUUGACGAGGGUUGUUGCAAGGUGAUCAGACAGCCUGAGCAAACUCCAUUUUCGACAGCGACCGCGUGUGUUGAAGCCGAACAACCGCAAAGCGAUCCCACCACGGCAACUACACCGACAAAGCCCCUCGCUAAGCUUGAUAACGAAGAUGAAGAUCUUGAUUUUACAGCCAGAACUAAAAAGCGGGAGGAAAGUAAGAUUAUCAUCAAGAAGCAAGAAGCCGAAGGCCGACUAUACGGACGCGACGUGAGCGAAAUUUCCUUCACAGCGUUAGCGCUUGCGGUGAAAAAUGAGGAAAUCGAGAUAGUCCGUGAAAUCCUUUGCAACUCUGAUGUUGCGCGAGAAGACCCCACUCACCCUUGCUCUCCGUGGGCGUUAGCGGGUAGCAUUGAGAUUGUCAUCGAAGAAAACGAAGUGGUCGUCGACAACUGCAAUGUUGUCAGGGAGCUUCUGGCUAUGCGAGGCUUUGACCCUACGCAAACCGAGCGUUUACGCCAGAUUCUGGGCACGCGAAACAAUGCUGACGAUGAACAGGAUGGAACUGGCGAGGAGUCUCCGACAGGAGAUACAACAUCGCGGCAUCAUCGGCGCAACUACAGUAUUAAUGAACGUGGCGCUACUGCUAGUACACCUAAACAAGAAUUAGAACUCCACCGAGUAAAUCUGGACUUAAUACAGCCAUCCACUCGUCCUCCUGCUCCGGCUGUGGGGCAUAAUAGAUCGACGCCGAUGUCACUAAGAACUCCGAAUCAAGCAAAAGGCACAGCUCCGACACCGGCAGCAGACCACCUAAAUAGCCGUGCCGCUCCAGGUGCUGGGGGUGUGGUCAAGCCUUCAUCAAAUGACCUCGAGGCUACUGAUCGUCCCAAACAAGUAUCGUUUUCACCAAGAAGGGACUGGGACCACAAGACUGGUAAGGAACAAAAUCGAGACUGCCGAGAAGAAGGAGGAGACCAUUCAUCUUCCAAGAAAACUACACCUCCUUCACCACACGACAUAAUGGCCGAGGUGCAUCGUGAAAUCAUGGAAGAUUUUUGCAGUCGAAUCUCGAAACAACGGGCCUCUGUUGCUGUGAAAAAAGCGGAAGCAGAUUUGCAAAAUGCGACUACAGAAGUUGACCUUAGAGAGGCCAGUAGAACACCUGGAGGAGGAGAAGCAGCAAGUCCUUCUUUAAGAAAGUUUUGUCCUCCUAUGAUGCAGCACGUAGUGCAAAGCAUCCGAAGUGUAGACGGAGUCAAAAGCAAUAGUGAUCCAGCUGUUGUAACAGGAUCAGCAAAACAGCAGCACGAUGACCGCGCCGGAUUACAACAUCAGGGGAGCGCCAACGGAAGCGGCAGCACGACUGAAGGUGCAGCAUUUUGUCCUCAAAUGACCUCACUGCCACAGCACUCCCACUUGAGUCCAGCACUGAUUGUCGCUGGUGCGGAUAAAACAAAGGAGCUUCGCGAACCGAGCACAAAAAGUUGCACCAAUUCACCUUCCACGGAUCACGAAUUCAGCGUUAACACUCUACAAAACGGAGUACAGCCUUUGCUCGGUGGAGACGAUGAAGAUGCUGUCGUCCUCCAGCAAAAUGGAAAAGAAGUGGAAGAUCGUUCUGCACAGCCUAAUGCUCUUACUCCUGAACAAGUCAUAAUUCCAAGUACAACUACUUUAACCACUAGUAUCAUGAUGAAGUCAUCAUGUAACAACACCAACACUAGUCAAGGAGGACCGACACGCUCUCGAAGAAUUGUGGUGACCCUGGAGAGUGAAGAAUUGGUAACUACAUCAGCUUCGGAGAAUGGAGGGAAAGACCGAGUUCAAACCUCUCUUGUCUUGCACGCAAAUUCAAGUAUCCACGAGAUUGCUGUGUUUUUACUAGCCGUGUUGGCUCACUUUUUUCGAAUGUCUUUUGUCGUGGACGCUCACCAGCAAGAUCGAGUUAUGUCUUCGAUGAUGCGGCAGCACCACCAGGAGCAAGCUGCGACAUCAAACGACGCGGUUCCGGAUCCGAAAACCAACGAAGCAGGAGCCGAGCCGUCGAGAUGA